UAAUUCUUCCUUUUAAUAAUGCGACUUCCGUAUUUGCAGCCAGUUUAUUUCCAGUUCCAGUUUAAAUCUACAUUCAUGUGCAUCCAUGUUGGCCAGACUUUACUGCUUCUGUUCCUCAAGUCUCAGAAUGUAGAACUGGAGAAGUUGAUCUUGGAUUCGCGCCACCAAAUAAAAUUUCUUUAUAAAGAGGAGAUACUGAGUCAGAAUCGUCUGAACAUUCACCGAAGGUUAAAUGGUUAUUGUGAAUGCUUUGGUAACUUUCAUCUGGAAAUAGUUUGUAUGGAAUACUGCAAGGGAACUUUUAAUAUGAAAAAUUAAUAUUGGUCAAUAUUUGAAAAACAAGAAAUCUGUGGGAUGAUCCAGCAACACAAACAGUGGGGACAAGGAGGAAUGCAUCUCCUGGGUCCAACUGAUGGUCCCAACUGCAACAGAGCCUGUUUAUCCAGUCUUGUUGAGAAAGGAUGGCUGUAUUUCCUUUUCAAAUCCUUCACUUCCUUUUUUGUUUUACAUAAAAUGAAGUGUAAGCUGCAGAGGUUGUGACCAGGGACCCUACUGCUUCUCACAUCCACCACCACCACCUCGACCAAUCAGCCUCCCCUUCCCGAGAUCCUGCCUUCAGUGACCUAUGAACUGUCCAGCCUGCCCAGUCACGGCAUCUCAUGGAGGUAAAGAGACAGAAACAGCACUGUAUUGUUGAAGAAACCUCAUUGCUCAGUCAGACAUUUGUAACCACAAGCUCAGAUACUGGCAGUGCACAAUUUUCAGCACGUGCAUCCCCCCAAGCCAGGGGAGUAGGCAGCUUCUACGCCAGUUCACCACAGACCAAGUUCAAGACUGGGUUCUGCUGGACAGGCCUACAAGAGAUGGCUGAUGGAAUUUUGGUCCUCACAAUUUAAGUGAUACUGGCUGGACCAAUAUUUAUCACCCACCCCUAACAGUCGUGGAUAAAAUGGUGGUGUAGAUGUGGACUCCCUUGGUUGCUUUUCUGGAAACAUUAAUCGGGAUCACCUUCUCAAUUCACUGUGGUUGACUUAUACAGUUCAAUGUGCUUCAGAAUCAGCUCAAAAUCUCUGCUUAAAGAGGAGAAAAUAUGAAAGAUGCAAAGGGAUGCAAAUGUCCAUUUGGUUGGAUUUGUGUGAGACAGGAUUGUGACUAAUACAACAUUGAAGACUCACCUGAUCAUAGGGGCUGCUCUCUUGUUAGACAGAAGCAUCUGGUGGUGACUUAACCUGAGGGUCCCAGAGCUCAGAAAGUCCUGAAGAGCAAUGAGUUCUCCCUCACUGUGGAUCCUGCUUGUUGAGUGUAUUUUUGUACAUACAGCUUUCUUAGAAGAAAACACUGAUCCAUUUGAUGCCUGUCAGAAAUGCAACCCUGACAACUUCUGCAACUAUUCAUCGAUGAAGCUACAGAAAGUUCCAUGUGUAUUGGAAAAUGUACUGGAGUUUGAUCUGUCUCACAACAAAAUCUCACAGAUUAUGGACACCGAUUUCAUAAUAUAUGUGAAACUCAAAAGACUUGUAUUGCAAUCAAAUCGAAUCCGGUCUAUUACUGAGCAGGCAUUUCAGUGUAACACAGAUCUGGAGUACCUUGACUUGUCGAAUAACCUUCUGACACACCUGUCACCGCAUUGGUUUAAACAUCUUUCCAAAUUACAAUACCUUAACAUUUUAGGAAAUAAUUACACAGAUUUGGGAUCAGGAAGAAUUUUCUCAAAUCUGUUAAAACUCAGAUGGCUAGAAUUUGGCAAUCCUUCUCUCUCUCUUCUAAAGGAAGAUGACUUUGUAGGAGUUACACAUCUGGAUGAGUUUAUUGUAACAGCAGAUAAAUUACUGAUGUAUGAGAAUGGGAGCUUCAGUUCAUUCAGAAGUAUAAGUCAUGCUAGCUUAAGGCUGCCUUAUACAAUCCUGAAUGAACCAAGUCAAGCUCAGCAGAUGUUUGUCGAUUUAUCAGGAUCCACUACCCACAUGGAGCUAAGAAACUUAGUAUUUCCAGACAAAGCAGACAAGCAGCCAUUUUUAUCAAUACACAAUUCGUCUCUGAGAAAAUUCACUCUCAGAAAUACUUUUCUGACUGAAAAUGCUGUGAUUAAUUUUAUAAAUUCAAUGGCGAGCACAAAAUUAUCUGAACUAGUAGUGCUAGACAGUAAACUUUCAGGAGUCGGGAAAUGGGAGAGAAUAGACAAUAUAAAAAAUAAUUCUCUAAAUACAGUAAUAUUAAGUAAUAUAUCCAUUAGACACUUCUAUUUAUUCCAUGACCUUUCAAAUAUUAGUGGUCUAUUUAAAUUUGUUAAAAAUGCUACAUUUACAAAACUAACAAUGUUCCUGAUGCCUUGCACUGUAUCCAAACAGUUAAAUAAUAUGGAGUACCUUGAUUUAACAGACAAUUUGUUAAAUGAUAGGAGUUUAAAAGAAACUCUCUGUUCAGGAGCUUGGCCUUCACUGCGUUAUCUUAUUCUGAGAAAAAAUCAUUUCAGGUCCUUGGAUAGAACAAGCCCAAAAUUCACUAAACUUUCUAAACUUAUCUAUUUAGAUUUGAGCCAGAAUAGAUUCAGUGACAUAAAGACUUCAUGCAAAUGGUCUGAAAAGCUACAAUUUCUAAACCUUUCGAGCUGUGAUAUCAAAAGUGUAAAAGAAUGUGUCCCUCCAAAUAUUGAAGUGUUGGAUUUAAGUAACAAUAUUAUCAGCAGUUUUGCUGUUCAUCUGCCUUCUCUCAAAGAAUUAAAUUUGUCCAAUAAUAAAUUGAAAGGUUUACCAGGUGAUGGCUACUUACCAAAGAUGGAAAUUCUGAAGAUCAGCAGGAAUAAGCUCACUUCUCUGACAGCUGAAGCAAUCAAGACAUUUCAGAAACUUAAAUUUUUAGAAGCUGGAAAGAAUAAUUACAUUUGUUCAUGUGAAUUCCUGUUCUAUAUGAAUAACGCCAUAACAGUGCAACUGUUGGACCGAGCAGAAAAUUACAUUUGUGAUUCACCUUUAAUUCUCAGGGGAAAGGUGGUACAAAACACUAAGCGCUCUUUUUUUGAUUGUCACAAAACAUUGUCCCUAGCCUUACUGUGUGUUGGCACAAUUUCAGCAGUAACCAUUGCAGUGGUGAUGUGCUACAAAUAUCACGUGUUCUGGUAUAUCCAAAUGACAUGGGCCUGGCUAAAGGCAAAGAGGAAACCAAAGAAAGUGAGGAAGAAUAUCAUUUGUUAUGAUGCAUUUGUCUCUUAUAGUGAGAUGGACUCAGAAUGGGUGGAGAACUUACUGGUAAGAGAGUUAGAAAGUGCUCAUCCACCACUGACACUCUGCCUUCAUAAGCGUGAUUUCAUCCCAGGCAAGUGGAUAAUGGAUAAUAUUAUUGAGUCCAUUGAGAAAAGCAGGAAAACCCUCUUUGUAUUGUCUCAACACUUUGUCCAAAGUGAGUGGUGCAAGUAUGAGCUUGACUAUACUCAUUUCCGUCUAUUUGAUGAAAACGAUGAUACAGCCAUCCUUGUUCUGUUAGAGAUGAUUCCAAAGGAAACCAUUCCUCAAAGAUUCUGCAAGCUAAGGAAACUGAUGAAUACAAAAACCUACUUGGAAUGGCCUCAGGAUGAAGUGGAACAGCAAAUCUUCUGGUUUAAUUUAAGAACCGCAUUACGAGGAGAUAACAUUACAAGUUUGUAAGUAUUUUCAGUAUUUUGUUCCAUUAAAAUAAACCCAGUUGUGAAACGACAUUGGCUGAACCAUCACCACAGUGAUUAUAUGGCUUUGACUAACCAUCAAGAAAGUAAUGACCUGAUCAUUUUAACAAACCACUUUGAAAAGAAUUGCCUUGGAAUUGAAAUGUAUGGCUACAUUCACUCCAAAGAAUUUCUGCACCACAGCUUAUAAAAUAAUUAUACAUACAAAUAUUCAGAACUUUGACUUGCAAAGAUCAGAAAUUUAUUUGGCUGAUUGAACGUAUGUGCGUUCCACAAUCUAUCACAGUCUCAAAAACAACUCAUUAAAUCUGCUGCUUGGACGUUUUGUCUGAGCAAUUCUUAGUUCUCAAUGUAAUCAAGAGAAACUCUGGAAAACCUCUCCAUUCCCUGGACACUUCUAUCCAAUCGUAACCAGACUUGCUGCUUCGAUUUUGAUCCUUGCAGACCAGAAUCAUUGCAUUUGCUACACCUACAAUUACCAACAACAACACUGGCAAGAACAUAUCAGCCGCUUCCUUCAAGAGGGCUGUGAUCUGGAAAAAAACGUGGUAAACAUUAAAAGAUAAAGAUACAAAGCAUGGCUUCAACUGAAUGGAGGAGAUAUAAUCCAAAACUACUAAAACACCUGAAGAGUAAUUCAAAAUGCUGUAGGAAUGGAAUUAGUGAGAAGCCCAGCGCAUGUUGUGGUGGACAUUAUAAUUUAAAAAUGAUUUUUUUUGAUACUUUGAUAUUUAACAAUAAAUAGUGUUUUUCCUUCUAAAAGUAAAAAAACAAAAUGAUGAUUUUGAUUUCAAUCAAAUCACUGAUUAUGAAAUCACUUCAACAGUCACUCUCCAAUAUUGAAAUCUCAUGUCCUGAUUAUUAAAGAAAAUCUGUCCCUUCCAGACUCAUAUAGAGGCUUUAACAUAACCUCUCCAUAUUUAUUUACCUCCCCCUUCAAUGCCACUGACUUUCCCUUUGUUCUGAUUGCAUUAUGCUCCUUUUGUUCUAUCUCCCUUCAUACUAUUAUUUGCAUUCUUACCAAAUACCACUCAUUCUGCCUCCUCUUUCACUUCCAUUUUGCUCUCCAUGCUGAUCCAUUUUCCAUUGUCAUGCAUUCUUGUCUUGUACCCCUUUCUUUGCCCUCCACUCAAAUUCUCCUCCCCCGUGUUCUCUGAAUGCAUUCUCACUUUUCCCGGUCUCUACCAAACCAUAAUGGCCAUUACAAUGCAUUGUCCUUCAUUUUAAUGUUUAAUUUGUCCCAGUUGCUGUGAAAGUCGAGUUUUUUUCUGAGGCAAUCAAGAUGAUUAGCACUUGAAAAAAUGUGGCAAGGAGUCAUGGAAGGUUAUGUUAGUAAACUUAACAUGUGUUUAUAUAGUGAACUUAAUAGGUAAAAUAUCAGACAACAUUUAAGUUACUUCAAAGAAAACAUUGAGACCCAGCCACAGGAGGUAUUGGGACAAAUUGCUCAAAGAGUUAAUAUUUUACAGAAUAUCCUAAAGAGGUACAGAGCUGAAGAGAUUUACAGAGGGAAUUCAAGAACUCAGUAUAGUUCCCAAAGGUGGAGCAAAGAUAAUUGGAGAGGUGCAGAAGGUCGGAAUUAAGGAUUUUAAAGGGUUGCAUUUCCAGAAACGUUUACAGGGCUCUGGUUGAGUGAAGCUGUGGACAACUUGAAAACAUGGAAGACAAUUUUAGAGAAAAAUAUUUAAAAGAUUUUUAAAUAAAAAUCUUUGUAACAAGAGACUUAAAAAGGAUAAGAGAAAAUAAGCCAAGGAAAGGACAUUAAAGGACAGCAAUAAGUUGAACAGAUUCAGCAGUAAGUGAAGAAUAUUUAGGGCAGACCUAGACAGUAAUUACAAGAUGAUCCAGGUUAUCAGGAAGGGUACUGAGGCUAGAUAUUAGAGUUCUUUAAUUAACAUAGGACAUGGGGAAAUAUAUGAUUUCCCCAUGUCCUAUGUUAAUUAAAGAACUCCUAUGUUGGAGGAUGGUCACCCGAAGGUCCGUAGCAAAGGCUACGACAAC
Messenger RNA from Chiloscyllium plagiosum (whitespotted bambooshark), 5659 nucleotides. RefSeq names its product toll-like receptor 2 (gene tlr2). Gene Ontology annotation, biological process: toll-like receptor signaling pathway; inflammatory response; immune response. The record is from RefSeq and is a predicted model, not a curated record. NCBI's taxonomy places the organism in Eukaryota, Metazoa, Chordata, Chondrichthyes, Orectolobiformes, Hemiscylliidae. Gene Ontology annotation, molecular function: triacyl lipopeptide binding; protein binding; transmembrane signaling receptor activity. Gene Ontology annotation, cellular component: signaling receptor complex; plasma membrane.